Symbiodinium sp. CCMP2592 is the source of this 987-nucleotide messenger RNA. The record is from the annotation of a GenBank genome assembly. Lineage: Eukaryota; Dinophyceae; Suessiales; Symbiodiniaceae.
AUGCUUUGCGCCAUGUGCAGAUGCUCGGGUUACUGGCCAAAGCUAGCCAGACCCAUCCUUCGCAGGUCGCGUCCUUUCUGUUUGCAAAGCCGCGCAGUUGCCGCCGCAAUGCAGGAUGUCGGGGCUGAUUCACAAAGCUACCAACGUUUGGAUGUACCACCUGCGAAUGCCUCACAAGGUAGUGCAGAGAAGUUCGCAAGCUUGGUGUCGCAGGAGCUGGAAGCAGGAGCCACCGUGGAGCUGCUUCCCGUUUCAUCAGAGGCUGCGUGGCACCUCCUCAGGGCACUGUGCAUCGGAAAGAGAUCAGCCGAGUUCGAGGUUCACUUCGCGCCCCAGGAGGGAGAAGAAGACAACCGGUCUCUGCGUGUUUUAGCGCGGAGUGGGCCGGAAUGGGUGGAUGUCAGCAAAGACUGGUAUACCGGAUACUUUGUCAGCAAAUCGACGCAAGGAUGGAAGCUUGCCCGAAAGCUAGAGAUGGAUCUCCGAGAAAAAUCAGCUGUUGCCGUACAUACCUUCGUAGAUGCGCUCCCAGCAGCCCUGACAAUCCUCCAGGCCCUGGCAGCAGUGCCCGGUCUGGCUGCGAAGGACCAUGCCCUUGUUUGCACGGCUACUGCCGUGGACGGUGACUCCGCCACCCGCCUUAUCGUGCAUGCAUGCACUCCGAGGGCUUGGUUGGAUCCGCCCAAGAUGGCCGAGGGAAGUUUUAUAGCCUACCCUCCUGGGUCUGCUGCUUCUGAGGAGGACAAGAGGGUCUUCCGGAACACCGUCCAUGCAAGGCUGCAGCCAGGGAGCUGUGUAGUGAUGCAAUGCCGUGGUCAGCAUGCAGCCUGGCACGCCCUGGAAGCUCUCGCCCUGAAGGGCCUUGUCACUGCUGAGGUGGAGGUGCUCCUUUUGUUUCCUGAUGUCGUUUACUGCCAGAAAUUCGAAGCAAGGCGAGUUGGGUUGACUGGCAAAGUGGCGAAGCUGGCGGCAGAGCCAUUCAACUGA